Molecule: messenger RNA, 624 nt
Organism: Syngnathus acus (greater pipefish)
Lineage: Eukaryota; Metazoa; Chordata; Actinopteri; Syngnathiformes; Syngnathidae
Product: c-Myc-binding protein-like
Exons: 4
Coding region: 156-545 (129 amino acids)
Biological process (GO): regulation of DNA-templated transcription
Cellular component (GO): nucleus
Molecular function (GO): transcription coactivator activity
Source: RefSeq, a predicted model, not a curated record
UUUAAUUCUAUUUCCGGUGUGUGUCGGAGGUUGUCGUCGCUGACUCCAAACCAGCGUUAAACUGCGGCGAAGAGCUUCGUUACCAAGCGAGACAAAACCAAAACAACAAAGACACCGUAUUUGUGUUUAUAGCGUUCGACAAUCUUUUUGUCAACAUGUCGCAUUAUAAGGCUCCAGACCACAAGAGAGAGCAAUUUCGGAGGUACUUGGAGAAAGCUGGUGUUGUUGACAGUUUGACCAGUGUUUUAGUAGCGCUGUAUGAGCAACCAGAAAAGCCUACCAACGCUCUGGAGUAUCCUCAUUGCUCAAAUAAAUUAAAUAUCCUUGUUCAGAAUAAAGUUAGAUGCCUUAAACCCAAACUGUCCAGAUUUGUCAAGCAGCAUCUUGGCACACCCGGCCUUACAGAAUCUGACACGGAGGCUCUGCAGCAGGAAGUGGUGGACCUGAGGCAAAGGUGUGCCCGUCUGGAGGAAGAGAACCUCGACCUCAAAGCCAGACUUGAACACCACGAGCCACCGCCCGAAGAGCCUGCUGUUGCGGAAUAGACUUCCGCUCAACUCCAGGGAUGUUUGACUGCUUUAAGUUUUGAUGUUUUGUUUAGUUAGUGUCACUUUAAAAAAAAAA